Messenger RNA from Sphenostylis stenocarpa, 290 nucleotides. NCBI's taxonomy places the organism in Eukaryota, Viridiplantae, Streptophyta, Magnoliopsida, Fabales, Fabaceae. The record is from the annotation of a GenBank genome assembly.
GGACAAUGUCUGAAAAGGCAAAAAGGAUGGAUAUGAAACAUUGGAGAUUUGAUGGAGCUAAGUUUGCAGGAACGACAGGGUUAUUUACGAUGAAAAUGUAUGAAGUGAGGUCUUACAAUGAUAAGAAUUCCAAUAAGAAUAUGGUGGGAUCAAACUCACAACUACUUGAUUGGGUCUACGAAUUCAAACGUUUGAAUUUGGCAACACUUGUCACCAUUGGCCUCCACGCAAGCCGGAGGUUUUGCAAACGUGUUCGUACACAAAUGGCUCUACGUAACGAAGAUCAAUAA